Messenger RNA from Anopheles coustani, 393 nucleotides. Its product is annotated as larval cuticle protein 65Ag1-like. The record is from RefSeq and is a predicted model, not a curated record. Bases 1 to 393 code for a protein of 130 amino acids. The transcript is spliced from 2 exons. Gene Ontology annotation, cellular component: chitin-based extracellular matrix. Lineage: Eukaryota; Metazoa; Arthropoda; Insecta; Diptera; Culicidae. Gene Ontology annotation, molecular function: structural constituent of chitin-based larval cuticle.
AUGAACAUUAAGCCACGAGCCAUGAACUAUUUCACAACUGCCUCGUGCCUUGCGGUCAUUUGCUUGCUGGUGCUAAUGAAACCCGCUUUGGGAGCCCCUGCCCAAAAUCUCGACCCGGAGUUGAUUUUCUACGAGAAUACGAGAGACGAAAAUGGGUACAGCUUCUCGUACAAAACCAAAGACGGUCAGUACCGCGAGGAGCGUGGUGAGAUUAAUGCUGAAACGGGGGUCCUUGUCGUCAACGGAGUGUACGGGUUCAUCGGGACUGAUGGAGAAUCGUACGAGUACAACUACGUCGCCGAUGAGGAAGGAUAUCGUAUUGUGACGAAGGAACCGGAAAUUGGAUUCGCUCCUCCACUGUCCAACGCUGCCUUACUGACACUCGUUGGUUGA